ACUCGACGAUCGUUUAGUCUGGUCUUGUGACGUCAGGUCAGAGGUCAGUCCGCGCGCUAUGUUCCAUGUAGCUACUGUUGCGAAGCAGGAGCGGACAGGUGAACAGGUGUGGAGGAAAAGUUUCAGACCGGCAAACUGCGAGGUUUCUCCUUCUAAAACAGACUUUCACGCUGCAAAGAAGAACAGUUUCUAUCUUCUCUCUUCAGUUAGUCGACUGUUGUUAACUUAUAGGUUAGCCUAGCUAGCUGUUAGCAACUCGCUGUUCUUCAGGCUAACUAGCCUGCUAGCCGACAUAGACUUUCACGUUUUCUUCACUGGAGCGAAGAAACUGAGCGCAAACAUGCAGGAUUUGCUGGCUAACGUGGAUCACAUCAAGUUUGACCUGGAGAUCGCCGUGGAGCAGCAGCUGGGAGCUCAGCCUCUGCCUUUCCCCGGCAUGGACAGUAAGUGCGGGGAUGCUCGCUGUUGUUAGCCGCUGAGUGUGAACUGUGAUCAGAGAAAUCUUUCAAGUGUUAUCAGCUGACCUCACUUUGACCCUGGAGUUUGAAUCAUCUCAUGUUUAUAUGAAGCAUCUUUCAUGUUUUUGUCUGCAGAGUCCGGGUCUGCUGUGUGCGAGUUCUUCAUGAGAGCUGCCUGUGUGAAAGGUACAAACUUGACAAUGUCACAUGCAGCUGUGCUAAACAUUCAAGACAUUAAAAUCAGAGAUGAUGACAGGGGAGAAAUGAGAAAUGACUCAGGGUGAGACGAAUUUUAGGAUUUAGACUGACAGCUUGAAAAAUAAACUAUAAUUUCCACAAAAGUGUUGUAUUUCUCUUUGAGGUGAAUAAGAGGUGAACGAACAACAACAAAGUCUGACUUGUUGCAGCAGCAGACACAGUGAUCCGGACUAAAAGCCUCUGAUAAACAUCAUGCUUUAAAGUUAGUUUACUCAACAAAGUCAGAAUUAUACCUGGAAGGAAAAAAACAAGCUGUCUGUGUAACAUUGUAACUGAAUUUUUUAAACCCCUUUUUAAAAAAUGUAGUAUAACAAAAAGUUGUUUAGUCCAAUCAGAUGUAAAAGAAUUGGCACAGUUCGGCAGUCUGUGAGUUCUGGCAUCUGGUAAUAACAAGCGUCCUUUAUCUAGUAAGACAGCAGAGACAAAUAGAUAUUAAAUAGAUUUAUCAAUGUCAAUGUCAACUUUAUUUAAAGACAGCCAGUGGCCUACCAAUGUGCUUUACAGUAAAAUGGCCAGAAACAAUUAAAAAAAACAAUAAAAGCAUAAAACUUAUGAAAACUUAGUCCCAGUUAGGAGAUGAGGAGCAGCAUUUUGGAUGAGCUGCAAGCGGUUGAGCUCUGACUUGCCAAUGCCAACAUACAGGAGGUUACAAUAAUCUAAGAUGUAAUAAAAGCAUUGAUAACUUUUUCAAGGUCCUUCUGGCCUAAAUAGGAUUUAACUGUGGCGAGACUCCUCAGCUGAAAAAAGCUAGAUUUGACCACUGGGCUGACCUGUUUGUCAAGUAUAAAAUCACCAUCAAUAAUAAAACCAUGAUUCCUGGCAUGGGAUCCUGUAAUAAUUGCUGUCACGAAGUGCUGCCAUCUACAUAUAAAAAAGAAAAAACAACUCAACAGUGUAAAUCAAUUUCAUCGUUAGUAAAAAUGUAUUAUUGGUUGAGUUAGCGAUUAGACAAAGGACUGUUGUUAGUGAUAUCUUAUUUUCAUCUUUUAUAUUAUAUAAAAUGAACAUUUAUUAUUGCUUUUUUGUAAUUUCACCAGUUGUCUAGGUACACUUUUACAUUCAGUCUUUUACUUUUUAAAAAUACAUUAACUAAUAGCUUCAAGCGUGGCUUGGCAUUAAUACUUUAUCAGCAAUCACAUGCCAAGUAGUCCAGAUAAUAGAAAACAGAUGGAGUCAUGAGUGAGAUGAAAUAUAUUGUGUGGCAUCAAAACAAUCAACCAAAGAAAUAAAAAGAGGAGCUGGCUUUGCACCACAUUAUAAAAUAAAUUUGGCGGCUACUUUUUAGUCUAGUUUUAUUCACAGGUCUUCCCCAACAAAACACAUGAAACAGGAUGAAACUAUUUUAAAUUCAAAGAAGAGUUAAGGCUGCAGAAGUUAUUCCAAAUUGUCACAUUUUUCUGUUUCCUGACUUGGAGAAAAAUUCAGUUUUUCCACAAAAUACGUUUCAUGAACUUCCACUCUGGAUAUUUCUUAUCUUCCCAUUUUAAGGUUUAUUGCAGGGAAUUGGAUAAUAAUAUUUGUAAUGAUUUGCUCACCUUUUUAGCUUGUGGGGCACAUUUCCCAAAUUCAACUGACAAUGAAGCUCUGAGCGGAUAUUAAUAUAAUGACCUUAUUUAUCUAGUAAGGACGGAUUUUAAGAAGUGAAAAUGCUCAGCAGACACUGUGUGAUAAAAGGUGAAUACCAAGAAACUUUUGAAGCACUUUGAUUAACCAGGCUGUUAUUUUGAAAGAUACAAAACCUGUGAGGAAGAUUAUGAAACAGCCUGACACGGUCUGCCCAGUAGGUUGAGUGACAGAGUAAGAAAGUUGUGUAUCUUAUGGUGAAUCUUGUUUCAUGCUGUCUCCUCUUUUAGGUGGGAUGUGUCCGUUCCGUCACAUCAGUGGAGAGAAGACAGUGGUGUGUAAGCACUGGCUCAGAGGGCUGUGUAAAAAAGGAGACCAGUGCGAGUUCCUUCAUGAAUAUGACAUGACCAAGAUGCCCGAGUGCUACUUCUACUCCAAGUUUGGUUCGUAGACUGAAUGUUUUAAAAAUAAAAUCAUGUUUUAAGAUCAGACAUCUGUGUUUUUAUUGUGUGAUCAUCACAGAGAGUGUCGUUUGUCAUUGUUUUGCUACUGUGUGUCCUUGUCAAAUGUGUGUGUGCGUUGACCCCCACAGGUGAGUGCAGCAACAAGGAAUGUCCAUUUCUGCACAUCGAUCCAGAGUCCAAGAUCAAAGACUGUCCCUGGUAUGACCGAGGUUUCUGCAAACACGGUGAGUCUGUUCAGUCUGUCUGCACACAGAACAUUUUCACCACAGAUCUCUUAAAAACAGUUGAAAGUUGCAUUGCUGUUUGGUCAUCAAAAAAACAUUUGUCUCAGGCCCUGACUGCAGACACAGACACACGAGGAGAGUGAUCUGUAUGAACUACCUGGUUGGGUUUUGUCCUGAAGGGAAAUCCUGUAAAUUUAUGCAGUAAGUUUCACUUUUUCAUUCAGUUGUUAUGUGAUACAGGAGCUUUGGGUUUGUGAAAUUACUCCACCAUCGAUGACUUGCCAGUAGGGCUGUCAGUUGUUGUUGUUGAAGUAUUUAUUCUCAGUUAUUUCAAUCUGUUAUUAUGUAUUUACAUACAUAGUUCGCAUGGUUAAUUGAAGGAGAAACCCUGCUCAAAUCCUGAUUUUAUCCUCUGAAUAUUAGUGACUUUUCUACUGUUUGGAAUACAUUUGAAUCCCAAACACAGUUCCAGUAGCUUAAUUUGUCAAAGCCUGUUUUGUAUUUUCAUAAUUUUCUGCUCCUGCAUUAAUUACUGAAUAAAUUAUGUUGCAUCCUGGAACAUUCUUCAUCCAAAAAGCAGUGACUUCCUGGUGUAGUUCUGCAAAUUGAAAACUGAGAUUUUCUUCCACAGCCCUCGUUUUGAAUUGCCAAUGGGAGCCUCUGAACAGCCUCCUCUAAAUCAGCAGAACCAGAACCUUUCAAAGGUAAGAGUGGACACACACACACAUUUAAAAACACACAUCUGACUGUAGAGACAUCCUGUGAAAUCUUUAAAUUUGUUUCUGCAGCCUGUCCCCACCAUCGGCCGCUCCUCACUCUCUCUAAUCCAGCUCACAAACUCCAGUCCAGGCCAGCGACCGCAGAACCAAGCACCCAUGGGUCUUGGUCCGCAAAAUAACAUGAUGGGUAACAGAGGGCCUCGGCCUCUGGAUCAGGUCACUUGUUACAAGGUGAGAGCAUGGGUCAUAUAAUGUGUGUUUGAGCUUUCCAAACCAGUUAAAAACACUGUUGUGUAACUUUAAAGGAAUAGUUCAGUGUUUUUGAGGUGUGGUUAUAUGAGGUACUUGUCAACAGUAAGUGGAGGAUCCAGGUUAGCUCAGCCCCUUUGUGGAGAAAGUGGUCAGAAAACCAGACCAGAAUAUGAGUUGAUUGCUUCUCUUGAAAUGUUUUACUUAUCAGACACAAAUCCUCUCUUUGUCUGUCGAUGCCAUACUCAGCUGUCUUUUAACUACAGUGAGAUCUUAAUUUUAUUUCUCUUUCCAGUGUGGUGAGAAGGGCCACUACGCCAACAAAUGCACUAAAGGUCACCUGGCUUUCCUGAGCGGACAGUAACUGUCAGCCUCAAGGUCACCGCUGUGCUGCAGCUCAGUCCUUUCUGAUGUGAGCAGAGGAGACGAGAGGACGCCCCCUCUGUGUCACAGCUGGACAUAAAGACAUUGACGUCCUCUGUUUGUGAGUUCAAGGUGAAUCAAAAACUCCACACAGGCAGGAGGAGAAAGAUAACUCAGCUGGAGGUACUGUCCUGUAACAUUCUGGAGUUUCUUACAGGAAGUUCACCUGUCCUCUGGUCAUGUGACUGCAUCAUCAGAACACCUGACAGUGUACAGUAGAACAGAUGUGAUUCAUGCCAGUAGAAAUGUAAAUAAAUGCUGUUUGUAUUCAAACUGAUGUGUUUAAUCUGAGCCAUAGUUUCACAAGUGUCAGUCAGACCCUUGAAGGUUGGGAUGUGGGUGACAUCAAACUGAAAACCCAACAAGACAACUGGAAGUGACACUGCAGUAGGUGAUGUCUAUACCUUUUCUAUAGGGAGUAUAAGAGCAGAUAAGCAGGAGAGCUGCGCAUGACCAGUGCAGCCAGACCAAAAGUGGACAGGUUCUGGUAUUACCUCAGGAAGAACUCUUAACUCGUGUGUGUGGCAGGGGGCAGGGAUGGUGGCUGAGGUCACUAGGCCUCAGUGGUGCCUCAUUGACUUCUAAAUAUUUUCAUGUGUGAGUGGCCCACGGUUAAAAAUGAAGCUAAGGUGAAUGUUGUGAAGUUUGAUGAUUUGUUAGUCUUACAUUUACUUGGUAGUCCUUUCAUGAAAGCAGCCGUUUCACACCAUCUGCAUUGUGUCAUUAAACCAGGACACACCCCUCUUUCUGCCCCAGACCACCCUCUUAUUUACAGAGACCCAACAAUAUCUUAUAUGCCAUGAACAAAACACCUCACAGCAUUUCACAACUAAUAGUGGGGAGACCUUAAGCAGAACCAGGCUCAUGAUGUCAAGUCAUCUGCUACUACCAGCCAGGGGUCAUUCCCUCGUACUUAAGGACUUUUAGCUGAAAAUACUUCCUUUGACAGAUAUUUACACUGAAUGUAAAUUUGAUAUUGAACUUUGGUAUACAUUUUAUACAAUAAAAUACACUUAAACUGA
This is a messenger RNA of Xyrichtys novacula (pearly razorfish), 5380 nucleotides long. The record is from the annotation of a GenBank genome assembly. Lineage: Eukaryota; Metazoa; Chordata; Actinopteri; Labriformes; Labridae.